Molecule: messenger RNA, 792 nt
Organism: Mycena indigotica
Lineage: Eukaryota; Fungi; Basidiomycota; Agaricomycetes; Agaricales; Mycenaceae
Exons: 10
Coding region: 1-792 (263 amino acids)
Biological process (GO): basic amino acid transmembrane export from vacuole
Cellular component (GO): fungal-type vacuole membrane
Source: RefSeq, a predicted model, not a curated record
AUGCUAGUUGAAAAUGCGGACUUGAGCUCUAUGCUGGGCUGGGUUUCAAUUGCUUGCUGGAUUGUUGUCUACUCUCCUCAAAUUUGGGAGAACUACACUCUCCAAUCCGGCGAAGGGUUAAGUGUUCUGUUUGUUGUUGUAUGGCUCUUAGGAGACAUUUGUAACUUGCUUGGUGCCUUUCUAGCGAAACUGCUCCCCACAGUUAUCAUCAUUGCAAUAUAUUACACGCUCUGCGACUGUAUCCUGAUGACACAAAUUUACUACUACCGCUGGAAGGCACAACAUCGAAAACCGCAAGAAGAAGAAGAGACGCCGCUUCUCCAACAGAGUCUCCCUCCGCCACAAGUUUCCGAGUCCCCGUUACUUUCUGCCCUCCGAUACCUUGCAGCCCUUGUUUUCGUCUUCGCGACUGGCAUCACAGCUUGGUGGCUGAAUCGUAACACAGAUAACAGCCAUCCGCCUCCCUCUCCCUCGAUCGCAAUGAAGUGGACGAUUCAAAUUUUAGGCUGGUCUAGUGCAGUGCUCUACCUGGGCUCAAGACUUCCGCAAAUUCUCAAGAAUUUUCAAACUCGAUGUGAAGGACUGGCGCCUGCUUUGUUUCUCUUCGCCAUCGCUGGCAAUCUCACAUACUCGAUGUCAAUAAUUGCGAAGAGCACUGAGCGGGAAUAUCUGAUCACCAACGCAAGCUGGUUGGCAGGGAGUGCAUUGACAGUAUUUUUCGAUCUGACCGUGUUGGGUCAGAUGUGGUAUUAUCGGUCUCGCCAAAGUACUGGGACUACGUUAACGGAUUAG